UUCAUAUAUUAGACCUCCUGAUAUUCUUCAUACGUAUUUCAUCCUCUUCCUCAUCCAUUGUGACUCCUCUCUCUUCUCUCCCUCUGCAAGACAGUCCAUUUACACUUACAGACUGUUGGAAUGACUACUAAACCUCAUCCACCUCUGAUGAAGAAACACAGUCAGACCGAUCUGGUGAGCCGACUCAAAACACGCAAGAUCCUGGGUGUCGGUGGAGAGGAUGAUGAUGGAGAAGUGCAUAGGUCAAAGAUCAGUCAGAUGCUGGGGAAUGAGAUCAAGUUUGCGGUUCGAGAGCCUGUGGGACUGAGAUUAUGGAUCCUCUUCUCCGCUGUGGUUUUCACAGUCAUGGCCCUUAUGGCUCUAGCCUUCCCUAACCAGCUGUAUGAAGUUGUAUUUGAUCAAGAACAAACAGCCACCAGUGUCUCUAUACGUCUCUAUGGAGGGGCCAUUCUCAGUCUUUCUCUGAUCAUGUGGAAUGGCUUGUACACUGCUGAGAAGGUUAUCAUCCAGUGGACGUUACUUAGUGAGGCCUGCUACUUUGCCAUCCAGUUUUUAGUGACCUCCGUCACUCUGGUGGAACUGGGCUCUUUACCAAAUGGUGCCGUCCUCCUCCUCCUCAGUCGCAUAUUCUUCCUCACGGUCACACUGUCCUACUACUACCAUCUGGGACGCCGGCCCAAGAAGAUCUGAGAGCCCCGCAAGCACCGUUCUGACACACCUGGUGCUUGGGGAGUUGAGUGACGGGCCACUGGGCUGGAGUUUCCAUCAGAAGCUUUGAACAGUGACACAACCAACAACAUCAACCUGUUCACCUGGCGUUGAGCCUUACCGCAAGGCCGAUGCCAACCCCAAAGCCUUUAUUUUCAUUUCAGCUUACACACAACACUGGAGUUUGCCUUUAGUGAGCAACUCCAUCUCUUUUUGUUUCUUUUUUUUCUUCUUCUUUUUUUUAGUGGGAAACACUCACAAUAUGGCCAAAUGAAUUGCAUUUUUCUUUCGGAUAGUGCAGUCACAGUGUAGCCCUCCUCAUUCACCGUUUAUCGUGUAAAGUAUUGCACACCGUAGCCGAGCUUGGACUGCUGGCGUAAUUGUCUGUAGCCAUGGUAUCAACAAAACUGUAAAUCAUUUCAUGUAAUAAUGCCAAUGAGCUCCUAGUCAUGUGACGUGCGUGAGGGUGGCUAGUAAACACUAGAUUGUGUGUUUUUACAUGCAGGUCAUUCAGUAUUUGAGCAGUAAAAACUGUUCCUGGUUGGUGUAUUUUGUAUCACUGCUGUAUUACUAAACUAGGAACAACCUGCUCUACGUCGAAUGAUGGGAAUGGUUAUGAAAAGCGUAGUUUUAUUGAUGACAGAUGGAACCGGUUCAUUUGUUCAGUUAGUUGGUGCAUGGACUGUUUCAGGAACUUCAGUUAAUGGGUUUGAACUAAUUAUUCAUAUUUCAGAUAACCAUUUUUUCUUAGUGUCAAGUUUGUUUUCAUUAAAAUGUCAGAAACACCUUUCUUGUUUAGCAAUGCCACAGAACAUGGUUGUGUAGCACAAUGACAUGUUUCAUUCAUUUUAACAAGCAAUGUAGCAGUAUUUUCCCUCACUUUUCCCUAAUAUUGCCUUAAUAUGCUAAACUGCACAAGCGUUCCACAUGUCUGCACACUGCCAGGUGUUUGUAUUCUUCAAAUGAUCUGUGUUUAUUUUUUGUUGAUUCUGCUUAUUUAUUGGCCUGCUUAAGUUCACUUUUUAAGGUUUGUGGUAUAACUUGCGUGUUUAUUGUCUGAGUUGUUCAGUCCAGAAAUGAUCUUGUAUGCUCUUGAUAACAAGUCAUCUUGUGCGAGUUCUGCCUUGUGUGGAUUUGCUAUUAUUUUAGACAUGCAGUGUCCAUUAGUACAACAGUGACAACUCCCAUUAAAAGCAUAACCGAAUUUAUAACUUUAGCAUAACUUGCUAAAGUUAACUCCAACUCCAAACCUCUGCUAUGCAUGGCUCAAAUAAAGAAGUUCAAAGGACCAGCCUGGUAGAGGCUCAUUUUUCAUUCACAAGCCAGUUUGAUUUCGUCUCUUUGUUGUCUUUACAUUCGAACAGCUCAUAGUUCAAAUCUCAGUACAAACUUUUCCUCUCGCUGUCCUGUAGAUAUUUUUUCUUUGACAGAACCAAAUCAGUCCUAACUAGUAAUUCAGUAUAGGCACGGCUGUUACUUUGUGUUCUGUUCCUCAUUAAAAAGCAAGCUCUCAUCCCUCUUAACACUCGCCCAGAUAAAUAUGAGGAUGGCAAAUGCCAAACAUGAAUCAUUUGUUAUUCAUGUCUCCUGAUGAGAAUUGUGUUGCCAUGCUAUUAGAAGUAAUAUCCUGUUAGCUGCUAGUGGCUUCAGCUGUCUGCCGAUGGUAUUCAUAAUGCCUCUGAAGGGAUGUUAAUGUAAUUUUUAAAUGUGUGUGUAAAUAUUUUAUUGAAAGAUGUUAUUGUUAUGGACUUGCAUCGUUACCUUUUUGGAAUAAAGAAAAUGUACAAUUA
Molecule: messenger RNA, 2498 nt
Organism: Sinocyclocheilus rhinocerous
Lineage: Eukaryota; Metazoa; Chordata; Actinopteri; Cypriniformes; Cyprinidae
Product: tumor protein p53-inducible protein 11-like
Exons: 7
Coding region: 121-690 (189 amino acids)
Source: RefSeq, a predicted model, not a curated record